Truncatella angustata is the source of this 3300-nucleotide messenger RNA. RefSeq lists its product as uncharacterized. Lineage: Eukaryota; Fungi; Ascomycota; Sordariomycetes; Amphisphaeriales; Sporocadaceae. The transcript has 4 exons. The record is from RefSeq and is a predicted model, not a curated record. Gene Ontology annotation, molecular function: ATP hydrolysis activity; protein binding. The coding region runs from base 1 to 3300 and encodes 1099 amino acids.
AUGGGGAACGAAGAAUCAAAGGGAACAGCCUAUGCUCAGAAGAUCAGCUUUGCCGAUGGCCGUGGGAGCCUGGUAUCGCGCGAGCUUUCCAGUAAUAACACAACAAGUAUUUGGAGUCGAGCCUAUACGGAGGCAGUUCAGAGCCUUACCGGUGAUAUUAAUUCAGCAAUUCUAGAAGGACAGAAUAUCGAGUGGCUCUUCAAACAACUACAAGAGGCCGGAAAGGAGGCGAACGAGGAAUCCCUACUAAGAAAGGGCAUCAAGUACUUGAGAAAGCUGAAGGUACCUCUGGAAAAGUUCAAAUUAGCCUUAGACCUCACUGCCCCAUUAGCAAGCAUGGAGCCAAUCGCAGGCACCGUCCUGGGCAUGGUCAAGAGCGCUACGGCCAUUGCUAUCAGUAUAUCUACAGCCGACGAAGAGUUUGCGAAACAGAUUGGGGAUAUGCUGGAGCGAAUAUCAUACAUCGACGACUGUGAUACCCUAGGCCAAAAGUCUGACAAUUCCUAUAUUCAUAUAACACUCGUCAAAGUAUAUCGCAAACUCCUGGAGUUCUAUCACGUGGCGUUUGAAAUGUUAAUCAAGAGAGGCACAAAGUUGCUCAUAAACCUGGUGAUGCAAGACGAACGCUUGCCAGAUAUUGUCAAGGAAUUUUUGAACCACGCUGGUCAGCUUAGGGAUAUUGUGCAUAAUGAAACACUAUCAAUCGUGCAGGAUAUGAAGGUCAUGCUUUAUGAUGAACAGAUCGGCCGGUGGCUCGGGAGCGGAAAUAAGAUGCAGCAACGUAAUCAAAUGCACAACAGCCUCCAGGUACUUCGAGCUGACGAAGCUUGCGAAUGGCUCUCGCAAGAAGCCCAUUUCAUCGAAUGGUAUCAUUCAGAAAAGUCACAACAUUUGGUCAUCCUUGGUACCAUGGGUUCUGGUAAAAGCGUUUCUAUGAGUUAUCUCAUAGAUAAAAUCAUUAGUCACAACGAAUAUCGGAUUCCGCAGUCAAAAAUUCUUUAUCACUACUGCCGGAAUGACGAGACCGGGAACACAAGUUUCAUAUAUGCGACAAUCAUCCUAUCUCUUCUUGAGCAGUUGCCCGGACUAAAGAAGCCAUUCUUCGAGUGGUACAAGAAAAUCGUUGCUUCUGGUAGUCCUGAACCAGCAACUAGUCCAAGAAGAUUGGAAGAAUUUCUGAAGGAAAAUCUGGAGGCCCUCGAGCGCCAGGUCUUCAUCGUUGUUGAUGGUCUCGAUGAAUGCGAUGAAGCCUCUCGCUAUCGUCUUAUCAGACUUACGAAAGACUUGACUGACAGGACAGUCAAUCUUAAAAUCCUGCUCUCAACGCGUCCCGAAGAAGAUACAUUGAAGGAGCUACAAGAUAUGCCUAAAAUCCUCAUAGAGCCGGAUCCUCACAGGGAUGCGAUCAUAGUCCAGAAGACUGUUGAUAACAGAUUGUCUGGUUGGUCUACCGAGGCCAAGAAUAUCAUCGUACAGGAACUCUCACAAUUAUCCAUGGGAAGUGCCAUAUGGAUAAAAAUGGCUGUUGAGUUCAUCUCGAUCAAAAACACCAAAGCGCGCGGGCCUUUGGAAAAAUUCUUGAAGGAAAUGCCACUAUCUACUGAGUUGGGAAAACUUUUUGGCAAUUUGUUUUCACAAUAUGCGAAUGAUGAUUCCGAAAAUCGAAGACUCGCUGGGAGAGCUUUAGAAAUACUGACCAUGGCACGAAGGCCAUUAAGUAUUCCCGAGCUCGCGUGGGGUGUGGCGAUCAGUGAAGCGCCCUCUGAUCUGUGUACGGUAUCAGCUCUUCAGGAAGACUUUGUGGAUUGCGCACGAAUCAUGCAUUUUGUUCAGCCAUUUGUUUCAGCAGUGGAUUUCCAUGAGCCACGCAAACGCCAAUUAAGACUUGUCCACCAGUCUGUUAAGGAGUUUGUCAUGAGGGAGACUCCUUCGAGAUGGUCUGGUUGUGAAUGGUCAGAUCACAACCUCAAUAGCCAAGAGUUUACGGAUCGGCGUGUUAAGAAGCUGGAGGCUGCAAAUCUGGACAUGUGCCUAAGGUAUCUUCUAUUAGAUGAAAUAGGGCAGUGUGACCUGUUUUCUGAAGAGCAGAUAGGCAUCAUUGAAUUGCCACAAGGUGAAGACCUUUUCAGCGACAACCCAGAACCGGAAGAGUACGAUCCAACAUGCACAUGGGAAAAAUGGGAAGAGGAUAUGCCCCAUUACGAGGUCAACAAUAGCGGCUUAGGUGAAUUCUUCGUUUACGCUUGUGUCCAUUGGGUGGAUCAUUUUUCUGCUGUAACCACCGAACACCUACCAGAGCUUUGGAAGAUAGAGAAGGUAUGUGAGAAAGGUUCGAAGCGAUUGCAGAAUUGGACAAGACAGAACUGUCGUCCCAACUGUACAUACAAAGAACAAUGGGACUUUGACGCCAGAUUGUUUGAUCCCCUUGUCGCCAUUUCACUCUACGGUUCGGAUGCCAUGUUGUGCAAAGUGCUCGACAAUGCCAGCUUUGAGAAACAGAUAUAUCAUGAAGAUACAUUCCGCAAAGCUGCUGAUCAGCUGCUUACUUGGUUUCAGUUUGGCGAUGUUUCCCGAAUUGGUCAACUGUUCAAAAGGCAGCGCUCCUUUCCUCAGUUACAGAACUUCGAUUUCUUUCGGGAAGUUUUGAGACAUUGGACAACCGGAAGCAAGGAAAGACGGGGUUGGAAAGAUGUCUUUGAUCUUAUUUACGAAGUAGCAGACAUAAUGGCUGAAGAGCAGUGGGCCAAUGAACUCUUCUGCAUUGCUGCACGAUGCAAUUGCUUUCCGAUGGUUGAACGUCUUCUGAAAUCAGCCCAAAGCAAUGAACACCUCCGAUACCAAUUGGUUCACGGAUGCAGGUGGAACAACGACUCUUCAUACGGUAGACCAUUGCAUCAAUCGAUUGGCGAGGCGGUGUAUGAGGAUCAUAUCGAAAUGGUUGAGUUCUUGUUGGCACAAGAAGAAUUGAGGUCACACCUCGAGCAUCGCAACUCGAAUGGUGAAAAUGUCCUGCACAUGGCAUCACGAUUUUGCAACCCCGAUAUGUUCAAGAUAUUAGUCGCAAAAUUUCCUGAAGGGGUCAAUCAGGCAGAUAGGUAUAACAACACCGCCCUGGCGCAAGUCAUCACUGCGCCUGUUUAUUCGCCUAGUCAUCGAUACGAAUCAGCGAGAAUAUUGCUAUCGGAAGUACAUGAAAAUGACCAGCGCUUGGUCUACUUCCAUGCAGCUGUUCGCUGUGGACACUUAGAUAUAGCUCACCUUCUCAAUGCGGACAUAGCUGAUCUUGCCUCAAUCGUCUAA